AUGGAACUCUGCGAUUUGUGCAAAGAGCUUGAUCUGUCGCUAUUACUCCCGAAUUUGGAAGGUGCUCAUAGGAGGGAGGAAGCCAAGUGGUCGCGCCCGAAGUUUGCACGCGUUGACUACGUCCUGCGUAAUGCCACAACAUGCGUAUUUUGCCUUCUAAUGAGCAGAGUCCUCGUGUACGUGUUUUACAAAGAAAGCGAGGAUGAAGACGGUGAGGAGACCUCGGGUAAAGGCAUCAGCGAAGAAUCAUGCACGGAUUCAGAUGAUGAGUUCAAUGGCGACUCAGACGAUGAAAUACUAGGACGACUCGUUAAGGCGCUGGUUCACGACAGUGAUCUACUCAAAGGCAAAAAUCAGCUCCGUGACUCCGCUCCAAAGUUCAUACUCAGUCUGAAUCUUAGUGAAAAGCCAACAAUUAGAGGCGGAACUGCCUAUCAAAUCAACCUUAGUGUUGGAGGGCGCCACGACAUCAUCCAGCUUCCAAGUUUGAUUCCGCUGCAGGAUGACCCUCCCUACGGCUCUGGAAAUGCUCGCCGAGUUGACCUUGAACAGGUGGACUAUUGUAAGCUCAGGGAAUGGAUCCGAAUAUGCGAAGACCACCAUCAGGGCUGUAAGCCGCCAACAACAUGGACUCAACCCCGAGCGAAGCCUAGUGAAGCGAACGGAGCACAUCCCUUCAAAGUAAUCGAUGUGAUAGAGCACCGAGUCAUAACAGCGCCCCAGAAGUGCCGAUACGCUGCGUUAAGCUAUGUCUGGGGUCCUGUUGAGAUGCAGUUCCAAGUUAAAAAGGCGAAUCUUGCAGCGGUUUCGACGAAGUUUGGUCUUCGAGUCAUCGAGACUCAAUUACCCGAGACAAUCAAGGACGCAAUGCAACUAGUUCAAGGGAUUGGGGAGAGAUAUCUAUGGGUGGACAACAUGUGCAUUGUCCAAGAUGACGAGAUCAGCAAGAGCUAUUGGAUCCAUGAGAUGGCUGCCGUGUAUGCCGGAUCUCUGGUUACCAUUGUCGCCGCGGCUGGCCACGACUCAAACGCUGGCCUUCCUGGCGUAAGACGCGGGACUAGACUGUACCCCCAGUUUUUUGAGGAGGUGAAACCUGGUCUUAAGCUUACCGUGUUGAACUCUCAUACCUCUAUCGUUGAGUACUCUGUAUACAACAGUCGAGGAUGGACGUUCCAGGAGAGAAUGCUCUCUUGUCGGAAUCUCGUCUUUCUUCCCAAUGAAGUUUUCUUCGAAUGCAGACAGGCCAUGUUCAUCGAGGAGGUCGUCUGUGAGGAUAGGACCUUUUCCUAUAAAGAGCAUGAUCAGCUAUACGGCUUAGGUGUGAUCUCGCCAUUCAAAUCGCUCACCCCCGAGUCGGGAUCAGACAACUACAAUGAGCUAGUUCAGAUGUACAGUUCACGGUGUUUCAGUUACGAAUCUGACGUUUUGAAUGCCUUCGCUGGAAUGCUACACGUGUUAAACCUGGAAAUUGGAUCGUCAUUCAUGUGCGGCCAUCCAAUUGAGGGCUUCGCCACGUCUCUUCUAUGGAUUUCGGAUAUAGACGAGGUCAAAGGUGGGGCUCGCAGGAAAAGUUUCCCGAGCUGGGCCUGGAGUGGGUGGACGGGAAAAAAAGAUAUAUCGAAGAUACAGUGGUCAACUGAAUCAGCCAGCUCAGAUAGGUCAGAGACCUCGGACAUGACAGAGGAAGAGGAUGCAAGGAGCUUUAUCUGGUGGCGCGCUGAGGUGCAAGGGGACGAUAGGUCAAGUAGCUGUUACCAGAUCAGUCCCCCUACUCACAGUCUUCAAGACUUCCUCCAGGCAUAUCUCCACGGGCAGCAAAUGCCUACAUUCAACCAACCCGACUAUAGCUAUCUCCCGCACUUGCCACAACACUCGGAUACGCUUCAGCAAGUGAGAUUAAGAUUCUGGACCAUUGUCGCGCCAUUCAAACUGAGUCGAGAAAGCCUGCCUAGGAGACUUGAUGCCGCCUGCCUUGAUCCCAUCACCGACUCGGGAUCUGAUUAUUCUGAAACUUCUUCAGUGGGCUUUGCACCCGAUCGAUUUUUGAGUAUCUGGGGCCGGAACGAUAUAGCUUGUGGGAAGGUCUUAGACUGCUGUGCAGAUGGUUUAUUAACCGGAGAUUCCACUGUAUAUAAUCUUGUGGUGCUAGGGUUUUCUCAUGACUCUAUCGGCGCCAUGAUAGUCAAGUGGGAAGCAGGGGUCGCUGAGCGGAUCGGACUUGCCAGGCUGUUACGGGGUGCGUUGAACGCGGCGCUAGAACCGGGAAUGGAGUGGAAGGAGAUUGUGUUAGGUUAA
This is a messenger RNA of Aspergillus pseudoviridinutans, 2295 nucleotides long. RefSeq names its product HET domain-containing protein. NCBI's taxonomy places the organism in Eukaryota, Fungi, Ascomycota, Eurotiomycetes, Eurotiales, Aspergillaceae. The record is from RefSeq and is a predicted model, not a curated record. The transcript has 2 exons. Bases 1 to 2295 code for a protein of 764 amino acids.